AUGCUGAGUGGUGGUGCAGCUAUUCACGUUAGUAAGCAGAGAUGUGUGUUGCAAGAUUCAGCUCGUGCCACAGUAAUCGUGUACGAUCAAAUGCUAUCACUCAAUUUCUUGGAACAACACAUUAAUAUCUUGGAGACUAACCUCGGAGACUGCUUUGCGUGCUUGGAGAGGCUUGGCAAGACCGAUUUAAAUCGCAGCAAGGACACCG
Messenger RNA from Acaulospora morrowiae, 208 nucleotides. NCBI's taxonomy places the organism in Eukaryota, Fungi, Glomeromycota, Glomeromycetes, Diversisporales, Acaulosporaceae. The record is from the annotation of a GenBank genome assembly.